This is a messenger RNA of Humulus lupulus (European hop), 3854 nucleotides long. Its product is annotated as receptor-like protein 54. The transcript has a single exon. Lineage: Eukaryota; Viridiplantae; Streptophyta; Magnoliopsida; Rosales; Cannabaceae. The record is from RefSeq and is a predicted model, not a curated record. Bases 291 to 3674 code for a protein of 1127 amino acids. Gene Ontology annotation, molecular function: protein binding.
CGGUUUUCCUUGACGGCGCAUCUAUGCUGACCAAACUCAAAUGGUUAUAUGCCAUCGUUUUCAACUCAUAACUCUUCUUCUUCAUCGCUUCAUCUUCUUCUUUCUUGUACUACCUUCAUUUUAUACUUUCGGUUUUGCUGUACCAAACCUAACUAUUCGUCUUGGUCGGCCACGAUUUGUAACCAUAUACAUAAUACAGAAGAAAGGAGCAUGUUCUUCAGCCUUGACCCACCUUGAAAACACCCUUUCUUUCAAUUCAAUAGCCCAUUUUUUUUAAUCUUGCCUUUCCGAUGAGAAUUCAUCAGUUUUCAUGGCUUUUCUUCAUACCCUUUUGCUUGAUAUUACUUGGUGUGGAUCUAGACGCCGUUUCUGGUCAAUGCCUUAGUGAUCAGAAAUCUUUGUUGCUUCAACUGAAGGACAACCUUAUAUUCAACGCCAAUAAAUCGACGAAGUUGGUCACAUGGAGUCAAAAUUCAGAUUGCAGUGCUUGGAAAGGUGUAACUUUGGAUAGUGAGGGACGUGUCACCGGUCUUAGCUUGAGCAAUGAGCGGAUCUCUGAUGGAAUCCCCAAUUCAAGCCUCUUCAGAUUGCAACAUCUGAAGAGCCUGGAUUUAUCGUUGAAUAAUUUCAACUCUACGAUCCCAGAUGAGAUUGGUAACCUCUCAACUCUACGUUAUCUAAAUUUGUCGAAUGCUGGCUUUGUUGGGCAAGUCCCGAUUACCAUAUCACACUUGACAAAUUUGGUCACUCUUGAUAUCUCCACUCUAUUACUAUUAAGCAUUUCAUCGCUGAAACUAGAGAACCCAGAUUUGGGGAUGUUGGUUCAGAACCUUUCCAAGCUCGAAGAGUUAUAUCUUGAUGGUGUGAAUAUAUCAGCACCUGGGACUGAGUGGUGCAAAGCCUUGGCAUCUUCUGUGCGUAAAGUGCGAGUCUUGAGCUUGUCAAACUGUCAUCUUUCCGGCCCUCUUGAUGAAUCGCUUGAGAAUCUUCACUCUUUGUCAGUGAUUCGCCUGAAUGAUAAUAAUUUGUCUGCUAUGGUUCCGCAAUGGUUUGCGGAUUUCUCAAAUUUGACUUCCUUGGCUCUUGUCUCUUGCGGAUUGUUUGGAAAUUUUCCUGAAAAGAUUUUCCAGGUGGCAACACUGCAGAAUAUUGUCCUAGCAGGCAAUCCGUACCUUCAAGGCUUUUUGCCAGAGUUUCCCCAAAAUAAUUCUCUUCAGAGACUAGUGCUCAGUUCAAGUAAUUUUUCAGGACAGUUACCAACAUCUAUUGGUAACCUUUGGAACUUGUCCAGGUUAGACUUAUCCAAUUGCAAUUUCAGCCGAGAACUUCCAAAUUCAAUGGGAAAACUAAGCCAACUGGUGUACUUGGAUUUAUCUUUUAACAAAUUGACCGGUCCAAUCCCAUCUUUCAAUCUGGCCAAGAACCUGACGCAAAUAAAUCUAUCUUAUAAUAUGAUAACUGGCGAAAUUCCAUCCACUCACUGGGAAGGCCUUCUAAAGCUGGUUAAUAUCGACUUGAGGCAUAAUUCUGUUGGUGGGACCAUUCCCAUUGCAUUGUUUGCACUUCCAUCAGUGCAGAAGAUUCUGCUUUCCUUCAACAAUUUUACAGGUCAAGUUCCUGAGUUUCGAGCUCAUAGUUCCUCAAUGUUGGAUACUCUUGAUUUGAGCAGCAAUAAUCUAGAAGGGCAACUUCCAAAGUCCAUCUUCGAACUCGGAAGACUUAAAAUUCUAUUAUUGUCCUCUAACAAAUUCAACGGCACCAUGCAAUUCGAUGUGAUUCAGAAACUGAGAAAUCUUACUUCACUAGACCUUUCUUACAACAAGUUGUCAGUCAAUGUAAGCGGUAAAAAUUCUACAAUGCUUUCCUUUCCACAAAUUACCACAUUGAAACUUGCCUCGUGUGAACUAACUACAUUUCCUGAUCUGAAGAAACAAUCAAAUUUAGUCUAUUUGGACCUCUCGGACAACCAACUUCACGAGGAGAUACCUAAUUGGAUUUGGAAACUUGGCAAUGGGAAUCUUCUCCAUCUAAAUCUUUCCUACAAUCAACUGAUGAGCCUGCAGGAACCUUAUACUCCUCCUACUAGUCUCUCUGUCCUUGACCUACAUUUCAAUCAGCUUCAUGGGAAGAUUCCCCGUCUACCACCAGCUUGUACCUAUAUAGAUUUCUCUAGCAAUAACUUUACUUCCUCAAUUCCUACAGACAUUGGUAAUCAUCUUAAUAUCACUAUAUUCCUCUCUGUUUCAAACAACAAUCUUACUGGUAUUGUGCCAAAAUCCAUCUGUAAUGCAGCCUACCUUCAAGUGCUUGACUUGUCUUACAAUAAUUUAAGCAGUGAAAUACCUAAAUGUCUGUCUGUUAUGAGUCAGACUCUUGGUGUACUGAAUAUUCGAGAAAACAACUUCACAGGCUCAAUUCCUGAUGCCUUUCCGUUUAAUUGUUCUUUAGAGACCCUAGAUCUCAAUGGGAAUUCGAUAGAAGGGAAGAUUCCAGACUCUCUAUUCUCUUGCACCAGAUUAGAGGUAUUGGACCUCGGGAACAAUAAUAUGAGUGGUGAUUUUCCAUGCCGGUUGAAGAACAUAUCCACAUUAAGAGUACUUGUGCUACGAUCCAACAGAUUUAAGGGGCACAUUGGAUGCCAAAAUUUCUCUGGAAAUUGGGUUAAUCUUCAAAUUGUCGACUUAGCUCACAACAACUUUAGUGGUAAUCUAUCCGGACAAUGCUUAAAAAGAUGGAAAGCAAUGUUGGCUGAUGACUCUAUGCUCAAACACUUGCGAUUUGAAUUUCUAGAAUUCAGUGCAUCACGAUAUUAUCAAGAUGCAGUGACAGUUACCUUCAAAGGUCUAGAGAUGAAGGUGCAGAAGAUCCUUACUGUCUUCACUUCCAUUGACCUAUCUUGCAACCAUCUUGUUGGAUCAAUACCAGAGCAAGUGGGACAACUUCGAGGACUCUAUUUCCUCAACUUGUCCAACAACGCUCUCACAGGCACAAUCCCUUCAACUAUUGGGGACUUGCAACAACUGGAAUCCUUAGACCUCUCCAAUAACAACCUAAAUGGAUUAAUUCCAUCCUCACUCGCAAGCCUUACCUUCCUUUCACUCCUGAACCUUUCUUUCAAUGAUCUGACUGGGAGGAUUCCACUUGGCACUCAAAUUCAAACAUUUCCACCAAAUUCCUUCAUUGGAAAUAAAGCUCUAUGUGGUAUACCUCUGAAUAACUGCCCGUCCCGCAACGCAGAAGAUACUGUUCUAUCAGUAGUCCGGAGCACUGAGUUUGAGUGGCAAUCUAUUUACGCAGGAAUCGGGUUUGGGGUAGGAGGAGGAGUAGUUUUUGCUCUGCUAAUGUUCUGGGACGAAGGUAAAACCUGGCUGGAGGACAGCAUUGAUAAGAUUCUUCUAGUGAUUCUUCCUAUGAUGGGAUAUACUUACAAAGCUCGCCAUGAAUGGGAUGAUGAAGAUGAAGAAGAUGCAGAAUACUUGGGCUCAGAUUUUGACGAAGACCCUGAAGAGGAUGAAAUGGAAUUGAAAGAAUCGCAGGGUCCGUACUGUGUUUUCUGUUCAAAACUAGAUAUCAGUAGAAAGAUGGUCAUUCAUGACCCCGGUUGUACAUGUCAUUCACCACCCAUUUCUUCUUCCUCCUCAUUUUCUUCCUCUUCAUCCUCAGGCUCCACAUAAAAUUUCAAAUAUUUCUUCUUCUUUUUGACAUUCUUUAUUUCCUUUAACAUCUCUUCCGGUUUCUUGUUUUGUAAUUUGUAUAUAUAGAUAAGUACAUAAUCGUAAAACCCUGAUAAGAGCAGGGUUGAGAAGAAGACUAUACCUCAAUAUGCAACUUUCCAAUAUCUGUGUUUUAAGGUA